Messenger RNA from Drosophila teissieri, 2054 nucleotides. RefSeq lists its product as uncharacterized. The transcript has 4 exons. The record is from RefSeq and is a predicted model, not a curated record. Bases 1111 to 1992 code for a protein of 293 amino acids. NCBI's taxonomy places the organism in Eukaryota, Metazoa, Arthropoda, Insecta, Diptera, Drosophilidae. Gene Ontology annotation, molecular function: acyltransferase activity, transferring groups other than amino-acyl groups.
ACCUGGAAGUCAUUUUCUCCGAUCCCUUCGAGGCAUUGAAGUAGAAGUAGAUAAACUGAAGAACAGCGAGGCUGCGGAGCUGCUGGUGACCAACCAGGAGGAGGAGUAUGUUGCCGGCAAGGAGCACAUAUUCGACACCCCGCCCACCGAAGAUCCGCACUACAUAGUAUUCGUGCAGCUGCAGCUGUUCAAGAGAUAAUCAAAUCACUGAAGAGCGCCAAUUUCGCAAUUCUCGCGAAAAAAAUGAGAACAAAAUUGCGCGCUCUGUUUAUCUCUCUUUCUGGCGUCGACAGCGCAAAAUAGUGGGACCAGCGGGUGUGUGGCCCGGCUAAGUGCGGUCACAGUAUCGCUGCGGAUAGUGGUGAAACUGGAAAAUGUUCGCAUUUCAAAAUACUGGUAAUUCCAUGCUCCAAACCCAAACGCAUCCAUAGAAAUCAGGAUGGUGGCGCCGCACUUGCUUAGAAAUGAGGAUGGCAACGCCACCAUCCCUUCGAAAUCAAUAUGGCAGAGCCGCACUUGCAUAGAAAUUGCGAGAUUAGGCGAAAUACUGAAAAAGUCUUUUCAAUUAUAACGAUAUAUUUUCAGCCUUGUUCCUGAAACUUUAAGCCGUUAAAAGUUAUAUUUCCUUCGAUGCGCAAUGAAUAUUUUCAAUGAAAGUUCGUCUCAAAAUUUCACUUAAUACUGUUGUAACAAAAUUUCAGCGCAUAAAAUAUUUAAAACUACGACUGCCGACUAAAGAAACGUAUUACUACAGUCAAAUCCACAGUCUGAAAUUACGAAAGCAAUAUACCAAAAACCUAUCCCAAGUUAAGAGCUUAUUACCCUCAAAACUACAAUUUCUACGUGACAAAGGAAUAUUGUUAUUACACAAUUACACUUAAUAAAUCUGUUGUCUAGUAUUUGCCGCCCAUGAAUCAGCAAACUUUUUUCCAUUUUCGCAGCCAGGUCUUACAAGCACGCUCUACUGGAGACUCAGGAUAGACGAACGCGUUGAAGUGAGGCUAGAAGCGAGAUACCUUAACAAGGGUGUAGUUCGCUGAGAUCUUAUCAACAAGCAAACAAAAACAAGUUAGCCGGUGACCAUACAAGUUCCCUUUGCAAAGGUUCGGCAUGGCAACUGUGGGUCAGCUGACGAGAAUCGCGGAUGUGGAGGAUCUCAGGGAUCUGCAGAAUCUGUAUCUGAAGGAUUGGCCCAGCCACUGCGUCGCCUUCUUCUGGCUGGACAACUACUUGCGAUGGCUCCAUCAGAAGCCGACCCUGAAGCACCUCGAGUUCUACACCUUGGAUAAUGACUUCCGCAGCGAUGGACUGUUCAUACUGGUCCACCGCUAUCAGCUGUUCUUCAGUAACUUGAGCAGACAAAGGUCGGGCUUGGAAGCUGCGCUGAGACACUUGGACUGGUCGGGAGGUUUCAAAGUCAGUGCUAUCCACGAAAGCCACCACAAGAUCUACAAGCAGCUGGCACUGGACCUCGGGCUCCACAUGGAUCGGGAAAUGAACACCAUAAUGUAUAUGCUGACCCGUGAGGAGGCAGUGAGAUUGCAGGUCCAGUGCCCGGAGGGCUAUUAUCUGGGCCAAGUGCGGCUGGAACACGCAGAUCUGAUCAACGAUCUCUGGUCAGCUCGUCAUCCUGGCUCCCUGGAGCUCAUUCAGAUGCUUAUAGCACACAAUACCAACGUGGGAUUGUAUGAGAAGGAGUCGGGCUCAUUGUGUGCUUGGUGCUUGAGGCUGCAAAGUGGAUUCCUCGGAGCUUUAGAAGUGCUCCCAGCUCACCAGCGUCGUGGCCUGGGACUAGUAGUGGCCGCCGCCAUUUCCAAAGCCAUUGCAGCCGAUCUUCAGCAGGACAUCACGGCCCUGGUCAACAUGAACAACAGAGCUGCGUGUCGAGUGUUCGAGAAACUCGACUUCAGGUUGGUCCAGGGCGAGCACUACUACUGGAGCAUGAUCAGGCCAGCAGAAGGAGGCCAGAUUUCGUGGCCCUGCGGGGAGUAGAGCCAGACACAAACAGGAGAGGAGAACCAGUUACUUACCAAUAAAUUGUUUUUAAUAUUUGA